AUGCAGUCGUCCUCGUCACAGCGUUCGUACGCCCACCGUCGGUCGCCGCCCGGCGAUCCUGGCCCGCCGCCCAACGUCCCUAUCCGCUCCAUUUCUCCUGCUAUUGGCGUCCAGCCUCGCUCUUCUACAGCAUCCUCAAGAUCUGGGCAGUCUACAAGCUCCCGCAGAAUGAACCGUGAAGGCUCCGGCAGCGGCUCCAACAUGCCUCUGUCCCAGAUCGAAAAGAGCGUCACCCACCUCCUCGUUGCGACAAAACAGCUCCUCGAAACACUGACGCAAUGGUCCCGAGGCCAGGCCACCGAUGCCCAAGUCUCCGACGUCUAUGUGCGGCUAGGCUACGAGUUCAAUAUGGCGUGCCGAGCCUUUACCGCCAUCAACGUCGACACUUCCGACCUGGGUAAUGUUCCUGACCUCUUGCGACACAUUCUCGAGGCCACCCUGAGCCAAGAGGCGAGCUCUGAGAGCUUGGAGAAGUACUUGCCCAGGAUACGAGACAUUAUAAUCAACCUGCUACAUGGCCUCAAGCGCAAGCAACAGAGGCUUCGCCAGAAGCAAGCCCGAGACCGCGACGGCAACGCCGCCCCCGACAGGACCGCCAGCGUCAGCACCGUGGGCAGCGGCAACAGUGGAUUGACCAACAUGUUGGAGGAGGGUUUGGAGAAUGGGUUUCAGCCGGAGCCGCAGCCGGUUGAACCUGCACCCCAACCUUCACCGGGAAUAAACCAGUCUCCCAGCCGACGAUUCCAGCGUGAUAGGUCUAGAGCAUCUGUCAAUUCAGAACAAUCGUCGCUGUCCAGCAACACGAUGCAGAGUAUGCCUGUCGUCCCGCCGUAUCCCGAAGCCGACACGACAAUGCCCUCUGCACCAUCCGCAGAGCUGAAUAUCGAUUCAUUCCCUCCGCCACCGCCACCGCCGCCGGAUAACACGUCGAGCGCCCUGGCAGCCCUGCAGAAGGGUGGUGACCUGGAGCGGCGAGCGUCCCGAAGAUAUUCACAGUAUCAAAUAUCCAAGCACCUCGGAGGCGCGAAUGGUGUGCCCAUCCUUCCACCGCAGACUACACCGGUACCGAACAGGGGCAGGAGGGAAGCAAGGGAAUCACUGCGCGCUGUGCAGGUCCGAGAAACGCUACGGCACAAUCGCAAUACAUCAAACCAGUCGCUGCGAUCUGCUGCGGUCGAAGCCUCCCCAGUCAGGAUACCAAGCAGCGUGUCCGAAGAGCCCGCAGUUGCCGAGCUGCCUACGAAUGCAGAUAGCCCCGUCGCCCGGACCCCAGAUGACAAGUAUGCCGCCAGUGCGACACUCAAUGGCCCGCCCACUGAUCCCAUCUUCAUGAGCGACGAUGACCCGAAGGAGGACGAAGCCAAGCUUGCAAAAGCUAAGCUCAACCCGGAUAAUCCACCAACACCUCCACCGAAGCCUAACGACUCUUCGUACUUUCAAGACUCUCCACCGCCGACCCCCACUAAGGAUCUCACCUUGUUCCUCCAGUACAAGUCCAAGGUGAAGAAAUUCGUUCUGCCGGAGGGGCGGGAUGAGCUUUCCAUUGGACGACUACAGCUGGCAUUUAUCGAGAAGUUCUCCUGGAACACUCAACAAAACGGCGCUGACCUGCCGGAAAUAUACAUCCAGGAUCCCGUUUCUGGCGUGCGCCAUGAAUUGGAGGACCUGACUGACAUCAAGGACCGGACUGUGUUGGUCCUUAAUGUGGAGGCUCUGGAUGAAGUGAAGCGACAUAUUGAUGACGGCAUCGCUUCUCUGACCCAGAUCGUACGUGACGUCAAGCAGACUGUGGAUGAUCAUGGCGCCGCCAUCCAGCGCGUUUCAGACCGCCAGCAAGAGUCUGCCAACGAGAUGGCCCGAAUGACGCUGGCGCCCGUAGUAGCCCCCGCAGCCGACGGUCCCAAGGCCCUCGCUGCGACUGGCCGGAAGCUCGACGCUGGCCACAUCGGGGAGCUUCAAAGUCUUCGCCGCGAUCUUGCCGUCAUCCGACAGACGUACUCCAAGUUCCAGGCCGAGAUCCAGGACUCAAUGUCAACAAUCCGCAAUAAAGCUGCCAACGUUAAGAUUGCUACUGCCAAAGCGGCGAUUCCCGACACCGAUGGAGAUGGUGGCUACUCCUAUGUCACUAACGGACGGAAGCAGCUCAACUCCGACUCCGACAGACUGGUUGGCAAGGUGGACGACCUCCAAGAUCUUAUCGAAGACCUGCGCAAGGAUGUUGUGCACCGCGGUGUACGACCUCUGCCCCGACAGCUGGAGUCGGUGGCCAAGGAUGUCACCAUGUUGACCUUGGAGCUGAAGAGAAUGGAGGAUUACAUGGGCCAGGAGAAGCCCAUCUGGACCAAGAUCUGGGAGAAGGAGCUCGAGGAUGUCUGUCAAGGUCGUGACGAGGUUCGACUUAUGGAAGACCUUUUGGUGGAUCUGCGAGACGAUCUUGAGAAGGCCUCGGAGACAUUCACCCUCGUGGAGCAGGCCACCAAGGAGCAGAUGAAGGACAAUGGCACCGGCGCCAGUGCAGGCAACGCCCGCCAGUUCUCCAAGGGCCUCAACAGCCUCGGAAACAGCUCCGACCCGACCGCCGCCAAGGAGGGUGUGCUCGGCGAGGUCCGCGCCCUACAACCCAACCACGAAGACCGCCUCGAGGCCAUUGAGCGCGCCGAGAAGUUGCGCCAGAAGGAUCUUGAGAGUCGUGCUGGCAACCCCAUCUUCCGCGAGAUGGUCACCGUGGUUACCGAGGGCAAGCUCAAGAAGUCGGGUGGUUUCGAGGAGGUUGAGCGCGCCCGCAAGGCCAAGGACGACCGCAUCCGCCGCGAGGUCUGGGAGCGCCAGAACGGAAUCAUCCCGGAUGAGCCCAUCGGGGAGGACGGAGCCGAGCCCGAAGCCGAGGGCGAACCCGGUAGCCCACCUCCGGUUACGUCGGACGGAGAGGCCGGCCCGGAGCCGACCAAUGGCGCAUAG
This is a messenger RNA of Ilyonectria robusta, 2958 nucleotides long. Its product is annotated as actin interacting protein 3-domain-containing protein. Lineage: Eukaryota; Fungi; Ascomycota; Sordariomycetes; Hypocreales; Nectriaceae. Bases 1 to 2958 code for a protein of 985 amino acids. Gene Ontology annotation, biological process: establishment of cell polarity. The record is from RefSeq and is a predicted model, not a curated record. Gene Ontology annotation, molecular function: cytoskeletal regulatory protein binding. Gene Ontology annotation, cellular component: cytoplasm; cell tip. The transcript has 2 exons.